GCUUCUCUCUUCUUCACCACCAUGCACAUCCUGCGUCCUCUUCAUCGUCUCUCCCGUCUCGCCAACACCGCCCACCGCGCACUCCAUCUCACACCACCACUCCAGCGUGAACCCUUCGACCCCCUCACAGUCGACCGCGCAUCGGACGACGUCGACGUAUGCAUCGUCGGUGCAGGUCCAGCAGGGUUGAGCGCGGCGAUCCGGCUCAAGCAGUUAGAGAAAGAGCGGCGGAGGGAAGUCCGUGUCGUCGUGCUCGAAAAAGGGAGUGAGGUCGGCGCGCACAUCCUCUCAGGCGCAGUCGUUGAGCCCAGAGCGCUGAACGAACUCCUCCCUUCCUGGCACACGAUGGAUGGUCACCCGCUCACCCAGCCAGCUACGAGCUCGACGAUGCGCUUUCUCACUUCCUCCGGGUCGUACCCCAUGCCUCAUCCUCCCCAGAUGGACAACACCGGCAACUACGUGCUCUCCCUUUCCCAGUUCGCGCGCUGGCUUGGCCAGGUAGCGGAAGACGAGGGCGUGGAGAUCUACCCUGGCUUCGCCGGUGCCCAAACCGUCUACUCCGAGGACGGCAAACGCGUACAGGGAGUCAUCACUAAUGAAGUCGGACUGGACAGGCAGGGAAGGAUGAAAGACUCUUUCGAGCCCGGGAUGGAGUUUCGCGCCAAGGUCACGCUCGUCGCUGAGGGCGCGCAUGGGAGUCUAUCCAAGCAGCUGCAGAACAGGUUCAAACUGCGCCAAGGGCGCGACCCCCAGACGUACGGACUCGGUGUGAAGGAGGUAUGGCGCGUUCGGCCAGAGGCGUACGUUCCGGGCAAGACGGUGCACACUAUGGGAUGGCCGCUCAGUAGGGACGUGUAUGGUGGUGGGUGGCUGUAUCAUAUGGCCGAUGGCAUGGUCAGUCUUGGUCUUGUCAUCGGGCUGGAUUACGCGAAUCCGUAUAUUAGCCCGUAUCGCGAGUUCCAGAGGAUGAAGCACCAUCCUUUCUUUAAGUCUGUUCUAGAAGGCGGCGAGUGCCUAGCCUACGGCGCACGCACGCUAAACGAAGGCGGCCUGCAGUCCAUCCCGCAACUGCAUUUCCCAGGCGGUGCACUCAUCGGCUGCUCUGCAGGAUUCCUCAACGUGCCCAAGAUCAAAGGCACGCAUAACGCCAUGAAGAGCGGGAUGCUAGCUGCCGAAGCGGCCUAUGACGCGCUCGAGCACGCAGGAGAGGGCGAGGUGGUCGAUAUGAGCAGCUACGAGGAGCGCAUGCGCGGCAGUUGGGUGUGGGACGAGUUGACCGAAGUGAGAAACUUGAGACCGAGCUUUGCCAAGUGGGGAUUCUGGGGCGGGCUCGUCUACUCCGGAGUGGAUAGCUUGAUCUUGAAGGGUCGGACUCCUUGGACGCUACGUACGCCUGUGGGGGAUGCGGAGCAUACCAGGAAGGCGAGCGAAUUCAAGCCUAUUGACUACCCUCCCCCCCAGCCUCCGCUCUCGUUCGACAUCCUCACUUCUGUCUCUCUGACAGGGACGAACCACGCCGAGGACCAGCCUGUACACUUGAAGGUCAACCCGGGGAUAGAGGCGCGCAAGAAGCACGUGAGGGAGAACGUGCAAGAGUAUGCUGGGCUAUUGGGGCGCGCGUGCCCGGCGCAGGUGUAUGAGUAUGUAGACCAGGAGCAGGGAGAGGGGACGCUUCCCGGGGCAGAGGAGAACGUAGAGGAUGCUGGGUGGGACGGGAAGAAACUGGUGAUCAAUUCCCAGAACUGUAUCCAUUGUAAACUGUGCGAUAUCAAGGUCCCGACGCAGGAUAUUAAUUGGACUGUGCCUGAGGGUGGGGGCGGGCCGAAGUAUUCGCUCACAUGAGUGGAUGUUGGGAGCCCUGGUGAAUGAUAGAU
Dacryopinax primogenitus is the source of this 1874-nucleotide messenger RNA. Its product is annotated as oxidoreductase. Gene Ontology annotation, cellular component: mitochondrial inner membrane. Lineage: Eukaryota; Fungi; Basidiomycota; Dacrymycetes; Dacrymycetales; Dacrymycetaceae. The record is from RefSeq and is a predicted model, not a curated record. Gene Ontology annotation, biological process: electron transport chain. The coding region runs from base 22 to 1842 and encodes 606 amino acids. The transcript has 6 exons. Gene Ontology annotation, molecular function: electron-transferring-flavoprotein dehydrogenase activity; iron-sulfur cluster binding.